This is a messenger RNA of Argiope bruennichi, 4056 nucleotides long. RefSeq names its product glycogenin-2-like. The record is from RefSeq and is a predicted model, not a curated record. Gene Ontology annotation, cellular component: cytoplasm. Bases 477 to 3200 code for a protein of 907 amino acids. Gene Ontology annotation, molecular function: glycosyltransferase activity. NCBI's taxonomy places the organism in Eukaryota, Metazoa, Arthropoda, Arachnida, Araneae, Araneidae. The transcript is spliced from 7 exons.
ACAUACUAUUCAUUUUGCUCGAUUUCGCCGGGCGCCGAGAUGACCUUGCCCAUAGAGGCCAGUCCUCUAGCUACAACUGGAGGCGCUAAGUUCGAAAAACCACUGACGAAAUGAAAAAGAGUACCUACUAUCUUCCCAACGUAACUAGAUUUCUUAUCGUCUGCGCAGAACGAGCAGAAAAUCUCUAUUAAUCUAUCUCGCAUAGCCUCGCUCUGAGAAAACGUAUCGUAAAAUAAUCGGGUCCUAUUCUAACUUGUUUUUGCGCGUGUUCUACGGCAAAUGAUAUUCGUGUAGCCAGCUGCUGGACGCCAAGAAUUUUUAUUUUCUUCUGGUUCUACCUGGUUCCCAAAACUCCGUGAAUUGCAGGAUUUAUAAAUAUUUGGAAAAUAUUUAAAAUGAAGUGCCGGAAUCCAAGAAAGUGUCUAAUUAACACAACUAAUAUAUCGAAAUACUGUACUUGAAUUCAUACAGGUGUAAUGUCUCAACCACAAGUGCCCGGUAAUCCAGAUCUCGUUUCCAAAGUUUCUUUUUUUCCUGUUGAAGAUCGAACAGGUGAAAAUAAAGCCCUUAUUGUGACCAUAAGGAAAGUUGUGCCUGAAGAAGGUAGCGAAUUUUACGGAAGAAUGGAGCCGCCGAGAAGAAGUCUUUCCGUAGAUUCCAGAAAGAAAACAAGAUCUAGAACCACUUCCGAUAAAUCUAAAUCCCGAGGGACGAUGACCGAAAAUCCAACUAGUGCUUCAUUUUCCACUCAAACUGCUGCAGAAUCCUCCUCAUCUAAGGCUUCUGGUACAGAUCAUGUCAUGCAUAGUUCUGCUCCAUGUUUGAAGCAUGCAGCCGAAAACAUAUCCCGGAAAGCAUCACAUAUACCAACCGAGAAAGUGUCACUUUGUAGCAAUUGCUCAAAAUCUAUGCUGUCUUAUAUAUUCCUUGUACAGGAUUUCCUAGAUAGUUUGGCAAAAGAAAUUAUUGGAGAUGACGAUUCUAAAAACUGUGUGCAAUGUCUCAGGCAAGAAAAUAGACUUUCUGUAACCUCUUCCUCUCAAGAAAAUGUUCUUAAGCCAGAAAGAAAAACAUCAAAGAGCCGUGAAAAAUCUACCGAUUCCCAAAAAUUGGAAAAGCCAAGUCAGAUACGUGAUUCUGAAAAAAUUAGUAUCAGGAUAGAAGGUCCUCAGGAUGUCAGAAAAUAUGAACAGACAGCCGAGAAACUAAUUCAGCAAUCAAUUUCCGAACAUCUGGAAGAUCGCCAAAGAGAUACUCGUGGUUCACCAUUCCAGCAAAACGCAGAUUCAAAAAAUUCCGAACAGCAGAAGACUUCUUAUCUAUCUUCUAAAGAGGGUGAAAGGCAAAGUCAGCAGCGGGAUGAAACCCAAAAUCAAUUAGCUUCAAAUAAAUAUGAGGAUCAUGACGAUCAGCAAGAUAGAUAUCAAACUCAUCCAGCAUCGAAUCGCCAAGAAGUAACUGAGCAUCAGCAAACUUCUAAAGAUCGUCAAUAUCGUGACAUCUCUGAAGAACAGAUACCUCCUGUUCAUCAACAUGAGCAGAUGUCUUCUUAUCGGGUUGGUUCUCAAGAUCCAUCUUGGCCUUCUGAACCGGGCAGGACUUUCAGGAAACCGAUGGAUCGACAACAACCAAAUUUUGCUGAAACUCAUUUUUAUAGAGAACAAAGAGAUCAGGAUGGCUCUGAUCAAAACGGAUUCUCCAAUGUAGACACUGUGUCAUCACCUUCCAUUGAGAAUACGGAUACUAUUAUGCCAAUUUUAUCAAAUGUGGAUCGUGAGGUGUACGACGCUGCAAGAAAUGGUGCAGGGUGGGAAAGCCUCAGCGAGUCCCAAGAACGAAUUACUGUAUCUUCUACUAGUCGAAUAACAUCGGAGGCCUUCGUUACAAUGUGCAGGAACAAUGCUGAAGCCCUUGGGUGUCUUGUAGUGGGAACUUCUUUGCUUUUAUGUCGUACUUCAAGGACUUUGUGCGUAGUAAUGUCAGAUGGAGUAAGCAAUGCUUUCAGAGGGCCUCUGUCGUCUGUAUUCCACGUGGUGCAAUGUGUGCGAUCCAUGGACUCACUCGGAACGACAAAACUUGCUCUCCUGGAGCAACCUGAUCUGGGCAUAUCGUUUGAAAAACUCAACGUAUGGAGACUCUUACAGUUCAAUAAAUGUGUUUAUCUUAACCCAGACACGCUGGUUAUCAAAAACUGUGACGAACUGUUCUGUCAUGAAGAGCUGUCAGCUGUACCCGACAUUGGCUGGCCGGAUUGUUUCAAUAGCGGCGUUUUUGUCUUUGUUCCUUCCAUACAAACCUUCUGGCAGCUUUUGGAAUUCGCAGAAAAACAAGGAAGCUACGACGGUGGAGAUCAAGGAUUGUUGAAUUCGUAUUUCAGUAACUGGUCUGAAGAUAUUAGCAAGAAACUUUCUUUCAUCUACAACUUAAUGGCCAAUGUCAGCUACACUUACACUCCAGCCUACAAGCAGUUUGGUCGUAACGUGAAAAUCGUGCAGUUCCAUGGUUCCUUCAAACCUUGGCAUGUGAAGUUCUUCAGUCGCUCGGGUCAGAUCAAUCCCGCCACGCCAGUCCAUCCUACGUACGUGCAGUUCGUCUACAUUUGGAUCAAAAUAUUCCGACUCAGCGCCCUCAAGCAACUCAACCAGGAAAUUCAGUCCUACGCUCUGUCACAGGAGGUAUAUUGCGCAGUGGAGUUGCUUCGAUUUUUUCCCCUUCCCACGGAAUCUGAAACUGAAUUCUUCCUCACGCCGCCUUCAGUUCGUCUUCGACUAGCCGAAAGGAAGCUCCAGAAACCUUCUAAGGUUUCCGAAGAUAUCCGACGGCGAAAGUCCGCAGAAUACACACCAUUACCUGACUCGGCUUUUGAAUCACCAGAAGCUGCAACUGAAAUUACUAGCACUGCAGAUGAAUCCAUUGUUAAGCCAUCUGCUGAAACCAAAGUCAGCAGUACUGCAGAAACAAAGGCACCGGAAGCAGCUGAAAGUAAACCGACUUCAAGUGGAACUGCUGAAAAGGAAACUGAUGCAGUUGAAGCUGAAGAUGCCAAGAAAAUUCCUGAAAAGAAUCUGCUUCCGGGGGCAGAAGUGGGCAAUUAUCAAGGUAUGAAGGCCUGGGAGCAAGGCAGGAUGGAUUAUCAAGGCACAGACAGUUCUGAUACCAUUAUAAAACGUUUGGAAUUUUUAAUGUCGCAUCCAAAAUAAUGAAGUCUAUGUGCUUGUAUUUUGCCAUUUAAUGCGUGAAUAUUACCGUGUUUGCGUUGGUGGAUGUUUGAGGUUGUGAUGCUGCAUUUGUGUUCGCCGAUAAUCUAUUUUAAAUAUUUGAACAUAAUUAAAGUCAUCUAUCUGCAAGCAAGAUGUUAUGAAGUUGUUAAAUGAUCAAUCGCUUUAAUGCCUAAGUACAAUUAUUACGAAUCAGUAUCAUAGCCAUGGUACAAUGUUAGUGAUUUACUAUUAAUCUUCAAGAAAGAAAUUUCGGCUUCCUCUUUGCAGCGGGAUAUGUUUUUCUCUUAUUUCUAAUGACUAAUAUUUUGAUUCAAUCGCAUUGGUUUGAUUAAUUAUAAAUAAGGGUAUAUCAAGCUUACCGAGAGAAAGAAAAAAAGUUUUUUAAUAUUUAAAUAUUAUUCAGUAUGAAGAUUAAAUGUAAUGGCUGGCUUUUAGCUACUUCAAUUUCAUACACCGUUAACUACCAAACAUACUGUCCAAGAUCCACUAGUAGAAAAUCUACUGUUUGUUUCUACCAAAACUAGGAACACUUUGGAAAUAUUGUUUUAAAGAAACAGUUGGAAAUAUAUAUUUUAUGUAUAAUAACUGCAAAGUAUGAAAAUAUUUUUAUAUUUCAUGAAUCAUGUCUCAAUGAUUCGUUAAACAUCUCUUCAUUGUAGAAUAUUAACAAUUUUGACUUUAAAAUGUUUUGAUACUUUAAUAUUCUUUGUAAUGGACUAAUUUUUAUAUAUACAUUUAUACUAAAUGAUUUUCUUAUGCUAUUUGAUACAUUGCUUUUAUGAAACUUUCUAUAGUGUUUUAAUUCAGCUCUUAGAAUAAAAUAUUUUGCUAUUUA